AUGUCCAGGAAAUUCAUCUUCCUUGUCGGAGCCCCCACAUCGCACAGCCUUCGCUGGGAUGAGGAUGAAUUGCUCGACAGACCUAUAUAUCCAUUUUCAGACCCGACUACCCCAGAGCAAGGAACGAGGGCAGUCUCGAAUGGUGAAGCUGUGAAAUGGAUGCUGCUGCAGGAUGUUACAGCACCGGCGCGGAAUCAUCACCAGUUUUCUCUUGGGUCAAACGGAGAUGCUCUGUUCUUCACGACUCAGGAUCUCACUCUCGCAGAUGCCGCAUUGAAUGUGGCAUCCGAAAAGUCAGCGAUCUCUCGAUUUUACGAUCAUUCCUUUGCGGUUUACGAGACAUCCGAAAUAUCUACCACUGGGUUGCAUGCGACCAUGUCCGUGCUGGAGAGUGGCUCAUGGGCUGACAGUACAGGCACCUCGUCGGCAACGCCCAGCGAUAGGGGGACACCGGCCUUAGGAUCUGUAUCCAUCGCAGGUGGUAUUAGUGACCUGGGAGAUAUCCCCAGCGCCACAUACUUACAGUCGAUUAUACCUCAAACGAUGACGAUGAACCUUGUUGUCGGUAUCAUUGUGGUUCACCCUCCACGCCGCAUUGUGACUCGGCAAUGGAAGAGAGAAUUGGAUCUCGUCGAGGUGGUAGUUGGGGAUGAGACCAAAACUGGGUUUGGGGUCACCUUCUGGCUCAACCCGGCGGACGAGGCGCCCGCCAAUCACCAAUAUGACAGUGACGCGCAAGAGCUUCGAAAGACAUUGUCCAGUCUUCGGCCUCGCGACAUUGUACUCCUCCGAACGGUGGGAUUGAGCUCCUUCCGAGAACGGGUGUAUGGCCAGAGUCUGCGACGGGGGGUUACGACCGUCGAGCUGUUGCAUCGACAGCGGGUCGACGCAACGGAUGCAGGAGGCUUCUACAGCGCCAGGCGGCUUCAUCAUCUCGCAGGCGAUGAAGCCCAGUCCGAGGAUCCUCUUUUGCUGAAGGUACGGAAGGUACGUGAGUGGAUCCGGCGCUUUGUGGAUACUGCACCGGAUCGAGUAGGCGGUGAGCAUGAUUCCUUUGAGAAACGUGGGCAGCCGGCAUUAUUAUUAUUGCCCCCCGACACGCAGGAAUGA
Messenger RNA from Aspergillus clavatus NRRL 1, 1110 nucleotides. RefSeq lists its product as uncharacterized. The coding region runs from base 1 to 1110 and encodes 369 amino acids. The transcript has a single exon. NCBI's taxonomy places the organism in Eukaryota, Fungi, Ascomycota, Eurotiomycetes, Eurotiales, Aspergillaceae. The record is from RefSeq and is a predicted model, not a curated record.